Molecule: messenger RNA, 3040 nt
Organism: Phacochoerus africanus (Common warthog)
Lineage: Eukaryota; Metazoa; Chordata; Mammalia; Artiodactyla; Suidae
Gene: B3GALT2
Product: beta-1,3-galactosyltransferase 2
Exons: 2
Coding region: 1337-2605 (422 amino acids)
Cellular component (GO): membrane
Molecular function (GO): N-acetyl-beta-D-glucosaminide beta-(1,3)-galactosyltransferase activity
Source: RefSeq, a predicted model, not a curated record
GAGAGAGCAUCUGUCAAGCCCACAUUUAAACUGCUGCCUGCCUGCCUGUGCAGCAGCUGAGGAACCGUGGAUUUCAUAUUAUAGACUAAAACCCCAGUAACAGGGCUCAAAAUCCUUCCUGCAGCUGCCAGGCGACGAGGAAAGAGAGUGAAAUCCUACUCUUUUCCGAUCCAGUCGAGGCACUCCAUUCUCGCUCUGGCUGCUCUGCCCUGCAGCUCAUGUUCGCACCAGAAAUAUGGAUACUGAGACGAGAACACAGCACUGCAUUGUCCGGCCAGGAAAACAGCAGAUGUAAAAAGCUUCCAGGCAUCAACUGUCGGCAAGAGUCGACAGUGCUCCAAACAGCACCAACAGCUACAGCCCUUUUGUUUAAAGAAAGAGAAAGAAAAUGAAAGGAAGGAAAAGCCUCGGGAGCCCAGGACCUCUAUGAACGAGGAGGGCGGCUCGGAGACCAGCGGACAGAUGGACACUGUGGACGCGGUGGGGAGCAGCCGCGGGAGGCAGGCUCUGGGGGAUGCGCCCGUGCUCCACAGCAUCUUCUGGCUGAAGCGAUGGCGUGUGCCAAAAGUAUCUUCGGGGGGCAUGAUCCUCUCCACGGCAAUGGCCUGACCAGGGAAGGUGCAUCUUCUCAUUGACUUUCUCAACACAGUAGGGGCCAAUGGAAACAUGCCAAGCAGUGUCCUGUGACUAACAGAACUCGGUCAUGAUCAACCUUGCGCCGUCUGUCCCACACCUGACACAUGACCAUUUUACAAAAAAGGCCGCUGACCAUGCACCACACCGCCCGUGUUAUGUCAAAUCAAUUUUAAUGAAUGCCAAUAAAUUUUCCAUCUGCUCUCAGGCCUUCUCACACAGCCUCUCGGGAACCCAGUAACGCUCUUCUCUUCGACACGUGCACAACUUUUCAUCUUUAAGUCAAAAGUACACAUGACCAAAGCUACUGAGAUGAGGAAGUCAGUGGAAGCAAAUUAAUCCAUCACCUCUCUUUAAAGUGUUCACUGUGCUCCGCAGGCAUAUUUUUAAAGAAAUGCAUCCUGUUCUCAGGAUGUUACAUGUUGCCAAGGGAAGACAAAUGGUAAACUCUGUUCCUGGGUCAACGUGUUUUCAUGGCUUAAAAAUCCCCUUGGGCCCUGAUUUUAUUAGCAUCCAAAGUCUCUCUCAGGCAGUCCUGCAUGCGUGGGCAUUCUGUCAACUUUUAUACUUCAUCCUUACAGACAGGCAGCAAGGGAGACGGCACGGCCAGACGAGAACAUGAUUCCCAAAGAGCAGCACUGAUUCAGGAGAGGACACGUCUUCUGCCACUGGGAUCUCACGUCCCACCGCUGGCUGUCACAACAUGCUUCAGCGGAGGAGAAGACACUGCUGCUUUGCAAAGAUGAGCUGGAGCGCCAAGAGGUCUCUGUUCCGGACCCGCCUCACUGCCGUUCUUUCUCUGGUCUUUCUGUUCGCUAUGUUUUUGUGUUUCAACCACCAUGACUGGCUGCCCGGCAGAGCUGGAUUCAAAGAAAACCCUGUGACAUACACUCUCCGUGGAUUUCGUUCUACAAAAAGUGAGACAAACCACAGCUCUCUUCGGAACCUCUGGAAAGAAACAGUCCCUCAGACUCUGAGGCCUCAAACAGCAACUAACUCCAACCACACGGAUCUGUCCCCACAAGGAGUGACCGGGCUGGAGAACACGCUCAGUGCCAACGGAAGUAUUUACAGUGAGAAGGGCACCGGCCACCCCAAUGCUUACCAUUUCAAGUACAUUAUCAAUGAGCCUGAAAAAUGCCAGGAGAAAAGCCCUUUUUUAAUACUACUAAUAGCUGCAGAACCUGGACAAAUAGAAGCUAGAAGAGCUAUUCGGCAAACCUGGGGCAAUGAGAGCCUAGCUCCCGGCAUUCGGAUCACUCGGAUUUUCCUGCUGGGCGUAAGUGUUAAGUCACAGCGCCACCUUCAACGUGCGAUACUGGAAGAAAGCAGACAGCACCACGACAUAAUUCAGCAGGAGUACUUAGACACGUACUACAACCUGACCAUUAAAACGCUCAUGGGGAUGAACUGGGUGGCAACGUACUGCCCGCAGAGCCCGUACGUUAUGAAAACUGACAGCGACAUGUUUGUCAACACCGAAUACUUAAUACAUAAGUUACUGAAGCCAGACCUGCCUCCCCGACACAACUACUUCACGGGUUACCUAAUGCGAGGCUACGCUCCCAAUCGAAACAGAGACAGCAAGUGGUACAUGCCCCCAGACCUCUACCCCAGCGAGCGCUACCCUGUCUUCUGCUCCGGGACCGGUUAUGUCUUUUCUGGAGAUCUGGCAGAGAAGAUAUUCAAAGUUUCGUUAAGUAUCCGUCGUUUGCACUUGGAAGACGUCUAUGUAGGGAUCUGCCUUGCCAAGCUGAGAAUUGAUCCUGUGCCCCCCCCCAAUGAGUUUGUGUUCAAUCACUGGCGAGUUUCUUACUCGAGCUGUAAAUACAGCCACCUAAUUACCUCUCAUCAGUUCCAGCCGAGUGAACUGAUAAAAUACUGGAACCAUUUGCAGCAAAAUAAGCACAAUGCCUGUGCCAACGCAGCAAAAGAAAAGGCAGGCAGGUAUCGCCAUCGUAAACUACACUAGAAAAGACAACUUUGUUCUUUUUCCCAAACGUGCAAUCUGUAAAAUAUUGCUAAGAGCAUGUGCAGUUAAAACGGAUUACAUUCAUAGGACAAGUUUUAGUUAACUCAUCACAUAAAGGGAACGAAAAAUAUUUGACUUUCUGAAGAAGGUAAUUAUUCAAAAUACAACAUGAUAACGACAAAAAGGUAUCCCCAAAUAAUCUACUGAAACCCCACACACGGGGAUCCCAUGUAUUAACAGGCAGUAACAGGCAUGAGUCCAUCAAUGGUUCAAGUCUUAUGCUAGGAGCCAACAAGAUGUAUCUGCAUAUAUUUUCCACAAAAAUUUUAAUUUAAGAAAUGGAGACAUUCAAAAGACCCUUUGUUUUUCAGUUUUUCAUUUCAAUAUAUAAUUAAAUGUAAAUAAAACAUAACUGUCGAUUUUAAGGAAACUUUA